GCCCUCGGAAACAGACGGAGCUUUAGCUUACAGGAGAAAGGAAAGCCAGCAUGUACAGAGUUUCUAACCACAACCAAAUGGAUUAUAACUUGGACAACAUGGAGCCCAAACACGGGAAAAUGCUGCCUUGCCAAGAGGACCGUUUUGACAGCGGUGUGGAUUCGCUUAAGGAAGACGAACUGGCGAACGACUUCGAGGAGCUAAGAUUGCCGAGCGAGGAUCACUCGCAGGAAUACGAGCCUUGGAGAACCGCGGUGACCGAAGACGGUGACACGCUGCUCCAUUUGGCCGUCAUUCACGAAGCCACCGAACAUGCCGUCCAGAUGAUCAAACUGUCUCAUCAUCACCCCUUCCUCAAUGUGCAGAACCACCAGAGACAGACUGCCCUCCACCUGGCAGUGAUCACAGAGCAGGCCCACUUGGUGGACAGACUCCUGAAGGCCGGCGCUGACCCGCUGCUGGCCGACGACAGCGGAAACACAGCCCUCCACAUCGCCUGUAAAAAGGGCUCCCUGGCCUGCUUUGGCGUCAUCACCCAGAACUGCCAACGUCACCUCACCUCCAUGGCGUCUUUCCCCAACUACAGUGGACAUAACUGUCUCCACUUGGCAUCCAUCAAUGGCUACAUUUCUCUGGUGGAUAGCCUCGUUCGGCUUGGUGCAGACAUCAAUGCACAGGAACAGUGCAGUGGACGGACGGCGCUCCACCUGGCCGUUGACCUCCAGAACCCCACGCUAGUCUGUCGCCUCCUCGACCUCGGCGACGCCGCUCUGCUCGCUCAGUCCCGCUCGGCGAGGGACAUUAGGUGGGUGUCCACUUCAGUUUCUGCGAGGAUCCUGCAGGACAAAAAUGAGAUGAAGAUAAAGACUCCAAAAUCUAACUCGUGUUUUUAA
This is a messenger RNA of Neolamprologus brichardi, 893 nucleotides long. NCBI's taxonomy places the organism in Eukaryota, Metazoa, Chordata, Actinopteri, Cichliformes, Cichlidae. The record is from RefSeq and is a predicted model, not a curated record.